Messenger RNA from Cylindrotheca closterium, 831 nucleotides. The record is from the annotation of a GenBank genome assembly. Lineage: Eukaryota; Bacillariophyta; Bacillariophyceae; Bacillariales; Bacillariaceae.
AUGGUCGCAUCAAGGUCUCCCAUGGGCAGAAAUUCAAUUCCAAGCGCCGGAAAAUCGCCAAUGUCACAACGAUCACAACCAGAUGCAUCAGAUAGAGUCACCUCAUCCCUGAUAUCGCAGCUAGCCAUAGGAGCUUUGAAAUUGCGACUCCACAGUCAAACACACGUUGCUUGUGAUGUAAUGGCGAGCCCCUCUACGGUUCUUCGUGGCCAAAUCGGUCCGGUUACAGUACAGGGACGAGGAUGGGGAAGCCGUCUUGGUUUGACAUGCCGUGUCAUAGAAGCAACUGUCGAUCAAUGCGAACUUGAUAUGGGUCGUGUUGUUGCCAAUCGAAAACUCGUUCUGACGGUUCCUGCCGAAGGACGAGCAAUGGUUGCGUUGAAUGCAGUUGAUUUUGGGAACUUUAUUACGCACCCAUUGAUGAAGCCGCCUGGCAUUGUUGGAAGUGCCUCAGAGGAUGACAAUCGACUGGAAUUUAUGAAAGAGAAUGUGUCGCUAGAUCCAAAGAAAGGGGUUGUAACAUUUUUUGGAAAAUAUAUGGGGCAAACAUGGCAAUUCACGCUGCAACGAGGAUCGGACGAACAGAAGGCUUUGAUCAAGGCAACUCUACAGAAGUCGUCGGAGAGUGACACGUGCACUGAUUGGGAAAAUGUAGCUCGUCAGUUGGCAGCGCUAACCUCAAAAUUCUUCAACGAGAUGGUGUUCGAACUUGAUGGAACUUUCUUGUCUUUUUCAGAUAUGAUGCUAACAGACAAGGGGAACGAGCCAACCAUCAUGCUAUCUCUAGGGAUCUUGGUGAAGAAGUUCCCAUCACCAGGGUUGGAAUUCUGA